AUGCGUUACAGUUCGGUUGUGUGUUUUCGGUAAGUUGUCACACGUGAAUCUUUCUUGAUAUUUUAAAGUUAGUUGAUGAUAUUCGGCAUUAUGUUAUUUUAAAACUAAAAUGUGAACAAUUUGAUUAAAGCAGUUUAUUUGAUCACACAAAUCGCUGGUAAAGAUGAACAAAGAACUUCUUGAAGAAGAGCUGACUCCUUUUCUGAGCCCAGAUGCCAAGGAAGAAAUCAAAACUUUGGCUGUUGAAAAUAUAAUGGGUUUAACUGGCACGGAUGAUGGCAAAAAGUUCCUUGGGGAAAGUGAAAAACUCCUGGGAGGAAUAGUGUCUUUAUGUGAUGAUAAAAGAACAGAUAUUCAGGAAAUGGUUUUCAAAUCGUUGAUCAAUCUUGCAACAAAUGAGGAGAGGUCUUGGAAAAUUUUGAACCUCGAAAAGUAUAAAAACAAAGUCGAGGAUUGGCUGGAAAGAGUAUUGGACCCCAAGUGCAAGCUGGCAGAUCUUGUGUCAAAACUUUUGUCAAAUAUAACGCGUUCGGAGAAAUGCGCAGAUUAUGUGGGUAAACUUAUUCUUAAAAAUGAAAGCAAUGGAAUUGACAGGAUAGUCCUUGCGCUGUGCAAUUUGGUUUACAACGACAAUGCUGAACUCCAUUAUUUGGCUAUGAUGUUGUCAAAUUUGUCACAAUCGCGGCAAAUACGGUUGAAAAUCAUGGACAAGGAACAGUGUAUAUUUCAGCGUCUUUUGCCUUUCACAGAAUUUAGGCAAUCAGAGAUAAGACGUGCUGGAAUUAUCGGAACUCUCAAGAACUGUUGUUUCGAUACUGAGUACCACGACUGGUUGCUAGGAGACCAGGUGGACCUGUUGCCACGGUUACUGCUACCGCUUGCGGGACCAGAAGAAUUUGAUGAGGAUGACACGGAGAAACUCCCAGAUGAGUUACAGUACCUACCUGAAGACAAAGAACGGGAACCGGUCUCGCACAUUCGAAAGAUGCUGUGUGAAGCAAUUCUGCAACUAUGUGCAACUAGACGUGGGAAGAAAUUUGUGAAAGAUAAAAACACAUAUGUGAUCAUGAGGGAAUAUUACGCCUGGGAGAGGAAACAUGAUCCGACCAAUGAAAUUGCGGCCAUGAACUUGAUAGACCUCCUUAUAGGUGACGAGCCGACAGAAGAGUUUGGGGAGAAUCUUAAGGAGGUGGAGAUUCCAGAAGACGUACACGCCAAGUUUGUAGAAGACGACCGCAAGGAACUUGAAUUUGCUGAAAAAGAAAGACUAGAGAAGCUAGCACAGAAGGAGAAUUAGAACAUGAAAUGCUUUCAGUUUUACACAUCUUUCGUGUGAAUGACAAAAAAAAUAGGCUUUGUUGAUAAUGAUGUUUAUACUAUUAAAUGAUGUAUUGUAUGUUAUAUGUUAUGAUAUUUACAGAUGAUUAAAUCAAUAGUGCGAUAA
Dreissena polymorpha is the source of this 1444-nucleotide messenger RNA. RefSeq names its product protein HGH1 homolog. Lineage: Eukaryota; Metazoa; Mollusca; Bivalvia; Myida; Dreissenidae. The record is from RefSeq and is a predicted model, not a curated record. The transcript is spliced from 5 exons. The coding region runs from base 164 to 1297 and encodes 377 amino acids.